Molecule: messenger RNA, 328 nt
Organism: Astrephomene gubernaculifera
Lineage: Eukaryota; Viridiplantae; Chlorophyta; Chlorophyceae; Chlamydomonadales; Astrephomenaceae
Source: the annotation of a GenBank genome assembly
CCAGCAGCAGCAGCCCCAGCUGCCUGCGUUCAGCCCUCGCGCCCGGCCUCUGUCGCAGCGAGUGACGUUCGACUGGUCCAUUGACUUCGCGACGCUGCAGCAGCUGUACGCCGACUCGCGAGCCACGCGGUCGCUGCAGGUAGUCACCAGCGAGCCCGCCUUCUUCGGGGGCUUCCACUGGUGGCUGAGAUACGACCUGGACGCAUCGCAGCCCCCCGAGUAUCGGGAGCACAUGGGCCUAGCGUGCAAUGUGAAGCUGGCGGGGCGGAAACACAGCUUGCCGUGCGUCAAGGUGAAGGCCACGGUGUGCGCCCGCCAGGACGCGGGG